Synchiropus splendidus (mandarinfish) is the source of this 1969-nucleotide messenger RNA. Its product is annotated as hyaluronan and proteoglycan link protein 1-like. The record is from RefSeq and is a predicted model, not a curated record. The coding region runs from base 382 to 1437 and encodes 351 amino acids. The transcript has 6 exons. Gene Ontology annotation, biological process: cell adhesion. NCBI's taxonomy places the organism in Eukaryota, Metazoa, Chordata, Actinopteri, Syngnathiformes, Callionymidae. Gene Ontology annotation, molecular function: hyaluronic acid binding.
AAGACUGGAUGAAGCAGGUGAAUAAACUGUCACAACAAAAGAUUUUCAAGUCCAGGAGACUCGGAGACUUCAGGGAAGUGACAAAAGGACGACUGGGGUCCGAAGGUCCGGAGAGCAGUGGUCCGGAACACGGGGGGUCCAGAGGAGGCGGACACUUGAUCGGUGACAUCAGCUCUUAUCUGCGGACCUCCCGCUCAGAGAAGAUGUGGGAAUGAACCCUGUCAGAGCUCAGGAGUCCCGCGUCCUCGCAGCGUCCCGGUCCGCUACUGCCCUGCUUCACACCACUCCUCGUCCUGCUGCAGUCCCGGUUCUGCUUCCGUCGCCAGUCGGAGCGUCCAGCCGCAGCUCAGUGAUCGGACCUCUGGUUCCGCUCCAGCGAAGAUGAUUCUCCCCCUGAUCUGGACUCUGCUGUCGCUGACUGUGGCAGACCCUCAUGUGGACUCCCUGCACCCAGAGCUGGACCACUCCAGGACCAUCUAUGUCGUGGAAAAUGGUCCCCGAAUCUCACUGUCGACGGAGCAGAACAGAGUCGUGUCGCGCAGAGGCGGGAACGCCACGCUAACCUGCAGGAUCCAGACCACCACGGCGCUGAGCCGGAAGAUGAGGAUCAAGUGGACCAAGCUGACGUCAGACUUCCUCAAAGAGGAGGAUGUCUUUGUGGUGAUGGACCACCACAAGAGGAGCUACGGAAAGUUCCAUGGUCGGGUCCACCUGCAGAACUCAUCCCCCCUUGACGCAUCUUUGGUCCUGAGUGACAUUACGCUGGACGACUACGGCCGCUACAAGUGUGAAGUGAUCGAUGGGCUGGAGGACGCCACGGUGGUGGUCUCGUUGGACCUGGAAGGUGUGGUCUUCCCAUACUUUCCUCGUCUGGGCCGCUACAACCUCAACUUCUACGAGGCUGAGCGGGCGUGCCGCGAGCAGGACGCUGUGGUGGCGUCCUUCGACCAGCUGUAUGAGUCGUGGCGGGGCGGGCUGGACUGGUGUAACGCUGGCUGGCUCAGCGACGGCUCGGUCCAGUACCCUAUCACCACGCCACGGGAGCCCUGUGGCGGGAAGAACACCGUGGCUGGGAUCCGAAACUACGGCCGGCGGGACAAGGAGAAGAACCAGUACGACGUCUUCUGCUUCACCUCGUUCCACAAAGGUCGCUUCUACUUCCUGAUCCACCCGUCCAAACUGACGUACGAUGAGGCCGUCGCUGCCUGCAGGAAGGACGGCGCCCAGUUGGCCAAGGUGGGCCAGAUGUUCGCCGCGUGGAAGCUGCUCGGCUACGACCGCUGUGACGCAGGCUGGCUUGCCGACGGCAGCGUGCGCUACCCCAUCUCCAAACCGCGGCACCGCUGCAGCCCCACUGAGGCCGCCGUCAGGUUCCACGGAUACCCAGAUAAAAAGCACAAGCUGUACGGCGCCUACUGCUUCAAAGGCAGCAACUGAGCUGCACCACACACACACACACACACUUAAACUGUGACGCUUUUGGAAAACUUGCUUUGUAGCAGACCGACAUCCAAAAAGCGCUAGGUCAUGACAUAUUAUAUUUAAAGAUCGUAUUAUUUAAUAGUGGAGGGCGGGGCUUAACAAGGGCGAGGUGGGCGUGGCAUUCAAACCUGAACCCGAAGCGACUGAUUCUCGGGGCACUUAACUUGUUAUCGGGUUCAGCAUCGCCUCGCUGGCCGACAGAAGAGUUUCUGACACGGUGCUAACUCCCAUACUGCCCGCUGCUUCACUUUUUUAUAUGGACAUCACGUUACUGAACCAUCAAGUGAACAUCCCAGCGUUAGCUUUGUAGAAUUUGUUCCCGUUUACGUAGAAAUAUUUACGAUGUUCGUCUUUCUUUAGCGUAACAAGAUUGCAAUUGUAAGCAAUACAGCGAUGCACUGAACACAUUUGUCAAGAGUGCAACGCUCUACGUUGUUGUAGAGCUGCUCUAGCUUGCGCUUGGCUAGCUUCAGCGCCCACGCACGCU